Molecule: messenger RNA, 2106 nt
Organism: Oncorhynchus masou masou (cherry salmon)
Lineage: Eukaryota; Metazoa; Chordata; Actinopteri; Salmoniformes; Salmonidae
Product: bromodomain-containing protein 4-like
Exons: 7
Coding region: 1-2106 (701 amino acids)
Source: RefSeq, a predicted model, not a curated record
AUGCUCUCCCCAGCAGCCGUCCCGCCCCAGCAACCGAGCGGCCCCCAAACCCCUCAGCCUCCCCCCUCCUCCCUCUCCACCCCCUCCACUCCUCCUCCCCCCCAGCCCUCCCUCCACAUUCCCCAACCGUCCUUCCCUCGCCCUUGUGUCCCCUCUCCCCCCACCCCCCACGGAAUCCUGGGGGUCUCGGCCCAACCCCUCAAGCCCUAUUUGAGGACGACGAGGAGGCCGUGCCCACAAACUCUGAAACCCCUCCCCUCCCGCUCAGCCAGUUGCACAUGUACCUGCAGUCGUCUCGGCCCCCGGCCCACAUACACCCCCACACACAGUCUCCUGUGCAGGUCCAGUCUCGGCCCCCGGCACACAUACACCCCCACACACAGUCUCCUGGGGGUCCAGUCUCGGCCCCCGGCACACAUACACCCCCACACACAGUCUCCUGUGCAGGUCCAGUCUCGGCCCCCGGCACACAUACACCCCCACACACAGUCUCCUGUGCAGGUCCAGUCUCCCGCUCAUGUCCCGGCCCCCGGCCCACACACAGUCUCCUGGGGGGUCCAGUCUCAGCUCAUGUCCCGGGCCCCGGCCCACACACAGUCUCCUGGGGGGUCCAGUCUCGGCCCCCGGCCCACACACAGUCUCCUGGGGGGGUCCAGUCCCGGCCCCUGGCCCACACACAGUCUCCUGGGGGGGUCCAGUCUCGGCCCCAGGCCCACACACAGUCUCUUGGGGGUCCAGUCUCGGCCCCCGGCCCACACACAGUCUCCUGGGGGGGUCCAGUCCCGGGCCCCGGCCCACACACAGUCUCCUGGGGGGGUCCAGUCUCGGCCCCCGGCCCACACACAGUCUCCUGGGCGGGUCCAGUCUCGGCCCCUGGCCCACACACAGUCUCCUGGGGGGGUCCAUUCUCAGCUCAUGCAGGCCAUGCAGACUCAGUCACAGGCAGCGGCCGCUCCAACCCAGCAACAGCAGAGGCUCGCAACACAUUCUCACUCACACCCUCACUCACACCCUCACUCACACGCUCACACACACCCUCACUCACACCCUCACGCACACAUGCAGCAGGCGGGUCAGGGGAUGUCGUUCCCCCAGCAACAGAGCACCAUGCACCCGGCACAGAAAGGGAUCAAGCAGAUACUACAUCCACAACCAUCACCACGGAUCAAAACGGAGCCUUUCAACACAGGUCCUCUGAGGGAGAGCCCCUCCCCUCUGAUGAUACAUUCUCCCCAGAUGCCUCAGUUCCCACCAAUGAGACAGUCCCCUUCCCAGCCCAAGAAACCUAACCAAAGGGUGAAAGAGGAGAAGCCGCUCCCCCCCGCAGUGCUGCCCGCCGCCCCUUUCAGCCCCACCCAGCGACACCACAAACCACAAGACAACAAACACACACACAGAUCAGAUGUGAAGCUAUUGGACAGUUCUCGUCCUGGGCUCCGCCUCCCGGACUCCCCGGCCCCUCCCCCUUCCCAUCAGGACAGCAAACUGAAGCAGGAGGCUAAAACACCCAUCACCGCCAAGAAGACACAGGAGGUGAAGUUAAAGAACAUGGGUUCUUGGGCCAGCUUGGCCCAGCGUUCUCAGUCCACCCCCACCUCCGCUGUCCGCUCCUCUAGCGACAGCUUCGCGAACAGUUCAAUCGUACCGCCCGAGAGAAGGAGAGAGAAACAGCUAAAAGCACAGGCCCGAGCAGGCCAGGAGGAGCAGGAGAAACUACGGAGCAACUUUCGCCUCCAAGCCCCCACGCCCCCUGGAGCCGUCUCCCCACAGGCCCCUCCCACUAACAGGCCACACCCCCACCCUCGGCCGCAGCACAGAUGGACUAUGAGGGAGCUGCGUGACGCCUGCUCAGCCCCUCCUGUCUCCCUGUCCACCCAUGACUGCGUGGCCAAGCUCGGGGUCAACUCAAUCAUCAGGUUUGCAGAUGACACAACAGUGGUGGGCCUGAUUACCAACGAUGACGAGGAGGUGAGGGCCCUGGGUGUGUGCGGCCAGGAAAAGUAUCUCUCACUCAACAUCAACAAAACAAAGGAGCUGAUCGUGGACUUCAGGAGACAGCAGAGGGAGCCCCUAUCCACAUCGACAGGACCACAGUGGAGAAGGUGA